UAUUUGCUGCUUCCUGUGCCCUGCGGCAGGACGCAAGAGUCAGCUGUCGAACUACAUGUCCCAGUAGCCUUUGCGCUCCAUGUGGAGACGGACUGCUGUGUCGACCUUGAAGCUCUACUGGAAGUAAAGCAUGGCCAACAAGGAGCCCAAUCGAUUUCUUCAGCACCUGAGGGACCUGGCAGGCCGGAUGUCUUCGUCUGGUGGCAAGGGUGCAGGAUUAGGACUGAAGCUUCUGAUUGGAGCCGGGGCCUUGGCAUAUGGCGUUAAAGAAGCCACCUACACAGUGGAGGGUGGUCAGAGAGCAAUCGUCUUCAACAGGAUUGGAGGGAUUCAAAUGGACACUGUUCUGGCUGAGGGGCUACACUUCAGGAUCCCAUGGUUUCAGUACCCUAUCAUCUAUGACAUCAGAGCCAAACCCAGGAAAAUCUCCUCUUUGACUGGCAGCAAAGACCUUCAGAUGGUGAACAUAGCGGUGCGAGUACUGUCCAGACCCAUGGCAUCCAACCUCCCAGUCAUGUACCAGCAGCUGGGUAAGGACUACGACGAGAGAGUCCUUCCCUCCAUCGUCAACGAGGUGCUCAAGUCUGUUGUGGCAAAGUUCAACGCCUCCCAGCUCAUCACACAGAGAGCCCAGGUGUCAUUGCUGGUGCGCAGAGAGCUGUUUGAGAGAGCUAAAGACUUCAACAUCAUCUUGGAUGAUGUUGCCAUCACUGAGCUCAGCUUCAGCAGCCAGUACACUGCUGCUGUGGAGGCCAAGCAAGUUGCCCAGCAGGAGGCCCAGAGAGCCCAGUUCUAUGUGGAGAAAGCCAAACAGGACCAGAGACAGAAGAUUAUUCAGGCUGAGGGAGAGGCUGAAGCUGCAAAGAUGCUGGGUCAAGCCGUGACUAAGAACCCAGGCUAUCUGAAGUUGAGGCGUAUCAGAGCAGCGCAGAACAUUGCUAAGACAGUGGCGUCAUCUCAGAAUAAGGUGUAUCUCAACGCUGACAGUUUGGUCCUCAACCUGCAAGACGAGUCAUUUAACAACUUGUUGCUGAACAAGAAGAAGUGACAAGAAGGAUGAGAAAGACACAGUAGGAUUGUCCCUGUCAUCAACAACUCAACCUGAAGACAUUGCCAUGUGAUUUUUGUUUGUGGCCUAUGGAAUGAUCGUCUGUGACCCAGGGAAGUGUGUGUGUGUGUGUGAGAGAGAGAGAGAGAGUGUGUGUGUGUGAGAGAGAGAGCGAAAGAGAGAGAGAUGGGAAGUAAUUUUUUUUUCAUCUGACACUUGCUAGUGGCCUGUAUCUCUGCAAGCUGAACACGAAGUAACCUGAUCCUAACCUGUUGAUCUCAUUGAAAGUUUAUCAUUAUUGAAUAAAUCCAAAGCAUGCCAACUUGUCAGCCUAUCAGAAUGAAGGAAAUCAGCCAGGAAGAUUGGACACCAUUACAGGAUUUUCAGUUGAAUGUAGUCCCUUGAAAGAGCCCAGUGGUCAUUGUAAAUAAGGAUUUGCCUUGUUUGAGAGAUAAUGUCUCAACUUGUAGAGAAUGUGAUGGCAGAAACUGAAAAGGUGUUGUGAACAAAAUGUCAAGAAGGCUCAAACAAGGAGAUUAUUACAGCCCUCGCUCUUCAGUCCCAAUCAGUUUCCAUUGGUAAAUGUCAAAUUUCAAUUGUGUAUCAGUCACCCAGUCAAUAACAGUGUAACUGUUUUUGCAUUUUUAAUAAUUUUUGUUUCACACUUAUUUUGUUUAAUUUCUGUUUGGCUUAGAAAGUGUGUUAAAUUGUUGGCACUGCAGCUCGCGGGAAGACUGAAUAACUAACAGUGAUACUGUGCAUAUGUAAUUUUGAUCACAUGACAAUGUUAAUUAUUGUGCAGUUCAUGUACAUAAACAUUUAAUUUAAGACAUUUUAAAAGAAGAAUUUAGAAUAAAUGGACUUUGUGAAUAUCACAAUAUUUCAACCGUACUGUGAUAUCAGGUUUUGGAUUAUCAACCACAUGCCAACACAAACUGUUCUUACAGCAAGGAGAACUGUAUCUGCUGCAUUUUGUUUGUGGUUGAUUUUAUUAAAUGAAUAAAAUGAUUUUGGAUGUC
Myripristis murdjan (pinecone soldierfish) is the source of this 2067-nucleotide messenger RNA. It is a transcript of the gene phb2b, whose product is annotated as prohibitin 2b. Gene Ontology annotation, biological process: mitochondrion organization. The coding region runs from base 131 to 1048 and encodes 305 amino acids. Gene Ontology annotation, cellular component: mitochondrion; membrane. Lineage: Eukaryota; Metazoa; Chordata; Actinopteri; Holocentriformes; Holocentridae. The record is from RefSeq and is a predicted model, not a curated record. The transcript is spliced from 10 exons.